Cydia fagiglandana is the source of this 812-nucleotide messenger RNA. Its product is annotated as trypsin CFT-1-like. The transcript has 4 exons. Gene Ontology annotation, biological process: proteolysis. The coding region runs from base 24 to 797 and encodes 257 amino acids. Gene Ontology annotation, molecular function: serine-type endopeptidase activity. The record is from RefSeq and is a predicted model, not a curated record. NCBI's taxonomy places the organism in Eukaryota, Metazoa, Arthropoda, Insecta, Lepidoptera, Tortricidae.
GCUCGACAACGACACGGUUCAAGAUGCGUGUCGCUCUUGUUUUGAUGGCCUUUGGCCUCGCCAUGGUUGCAGCGGCACCAAAGAACAUCCAGAGGAUCGUCGGCGGGGAGGUGACGACCAUCGACAAAUACCCCUUCAUGGCUGCUAUGUUGUAUUCCUGGAACCUGUUGACGUAUCACCAGUCUUGCGGAGGCUCCGUGCUCAACUCCAGGGCUAUAUUGUCUGCUGCACAUUGCUAUCUAGGCGACACCCCUCCAAGAUGGCGCGUCCGCGUCGGCUCGACCAUGGCCAACAGCGGCGGUGAGGUCCACCACUUCCGCGAGAUUUUCAACCACCCCGACUAUAUCCGAGCGACCGCCGGCGCUGACAUAGCUAUCCUUCAUACAGAGUCUAUUAUAGUGUUUAGUGAUCUGGUGCAGCCUAUGGUUAUCCCUGGACGCGGCUAUGACCUGCCCCAUAAUGAUUCAGUCGUCGCUAUUGGAUGGGGCACCGUUGCUCCCGGCGGCGUGCAAUCAGAACAGCUCCGCGAGGUCGAGGUGUGGUACGUGAGCAACGCCAUCUGUCGCUCCCGCUACGCAGAGCUCGGACUAUACAUCACCAACGACAUGCUCUGCUCUGGCUGGCUCGACGUCGGCGGCAGGGACCAGUGCCAGGGCGAUUCUGGUGGCCCUCUGAUCCACGGAGACAAUGUGAUAGUGGGAGUGUGCUCGUGGGGAAUGAGUUGUGCUUUGGCGAGGUAUCCGGGGGUCAACGCUCGGGUGUCUAUGUUUACUGAAUGGAUUCAGAAGACCGCUUAAAAUAUUGGUCAAAAA